Messenger RNA from Cladocopium goreaui, 2391 nucleotides. The record is from the annotation of a GenBank genome assembly. NCBI's taxonomy places the organism in Eukaryota, Dinophyceae, Suessiales, Symbiodiniaceae.
AUGGAGCCUUUUCCAGACUUGCCGACGUCGGAGUCUGAUUGCAGCUUGCCCUCUGAUGAUGGGCCUGUUCUUUCUGAUUCAGAUCCUCUGUGCGCUGUUCGCUGGGGAUGCAGUUGCAAGGAUGGACCAUGCGUGUCCCCUCAGAGCUCUUUGGAAACUGCCUGCAAAGUUUUGCGUGAAGGGAUGUCUCAGUGUGAUGCUCAGCAACGCCGCCAGCGUCAAUGGCUUCUCUUACGUGAGAUGAGGGUUUCGCAGAAGGUGCCAGCUGGGCAAUACAUGAUCCAAGGAACUCCAGUUUGCAGGAAAACAUGGCAAAAGGCGCAUUUGAUUGGGUCCGGCACGUUGAAAGAGCUGGCGGCUGCUGUGAAUGCUGACGGACCGCCUCCUGAUGGUCGGAAGAAGGGAUUGAACUGUCAUCAUGGCGCCUCCCAGUUGUCUACCGGACAGCAAGAUGUGAACAAGUUUUUGUUCCAUGCCUAUAGCCAUUGGGCAAUGCACGUGCCGACAGAAGAUGGGUCCACCAUGGAACUAUCUGAACCUGGUGCCUUGCCUCUGGAGGUGGAGUGUGACAUCCCGCAGGAUGAUGAUAGCCAAAGAACCCACGAAGCAGAGCUGGCUGAGCCUGUGGUCGGUCCGGAGACUUCUGGCAAGUUAGAUUCCCGGCGCUACCUUCCACACUCCAGUUGGCAGGAAUUCUAUGAGAUGUACUGCAACUGGUCCGACAGCCCGGUGCACAAGACUUCUUUCCGGCGGCAGUACCUGAAGUCGGAGUUCAAAAACUUCUUGCGCAUUGCUGAUGCCAGUGACCACAACAAGUGUCAGACAUGUGAACGGCUCAAGGCUUUGCGCAAGAAGGCUCAGUGCGAAGUGCAGUUGAAACAAAUUCAAGCUGCGCAUGCCAACCAUGUGCAGUCAGUUAUGAAAGACCGUUCCUGUGAUGCCCAAUCAGAACAGCUUGGCAGAGACAGUGUGGGUACUACUUCGACCGGAAGUCCUUUGGUGACCAGGCAGAAUGCAGUGCUGAACUGGACACAAGACGCCAUGGACCAGGCGAAGUUUCGAGUUCCGAGACAAAUCGCCCAGGCGAAGGCUUUGGCUCAAGCGUGGCGUCCCCAGCUGGCAGCCCACGGUUUGAUAUUUGACGGAGUGCCAGGAGGCAAAUUUUUGUUUUUGGUUGACCAGGACAUCGGAAAAAGCGCGAAUUUACAGUGCAGUGUGACAUCACGAGCGCUUCAGGUGGUCGCAGAGCGAUUGGUUGACCGUGGUGUGGAUUUGCCAAUGCACUUUCGGUGUGUCUCCGACAAUGCCACUGCUGAGACCAAGAACAACUGCUUUCUGAAGCUUCUCGGGGUGAUGGUGGGCCGAGGCAAUGUGACUUCUGCGGUCUUGUGCCAAGGCCGUGUGGGCCAUACCCAUAACCGGCAAGAUGCUUCCUUCAGCCAUGUGGCCACAGUCCUCAGCAAGGCCAAGGUGCUGCAAGAUCCCGACGAGUUCAAGGAGAGGAUCCACCAAAACCUCAUGGACUACCAUGUUGAGAGGGUCCAUGCUGUUAUGGAUUUCCAAACGUGGUUGAUGGCGGUUGGUACCCGCAUCACUGGCCUGAAUCAGACCAAAGAAGCUACCAAGAAAAACCUGGAGGCUUGCCAUUCCUACAAGCUCGUGCGACGUGAAAGUCUUCCACCCAACUUUCAAGCUGCCAUUCAGGUUCCAGAUUUCUUGAAAGGUGUGGAACAAAACAGCAGAGACGUCAUCUUGCUGUCCAAACUGUACAUGGCUUCAAAGAACCUUUCGCAGGCACCCAUCGUUUUCCUUCCCUGGGCAUGGCUCUGCAAGCUCAGCCCGCGGCCUUGUGACAUUCCGAUUCCCAGGCACAAAUUCUCCGAACGCCAGAGCAAGGAGUUCCAGAAAACUGCCGAGCUCAUGAAGCAGUGGGAUUACAUGAAAGCUCACAACUACCUGAUGGAGCUGGUCAUUAACAACCGCCAUGGCCGAGCCGAUUCUUGGAUCUUGCCCGUGAUUCAUUGGGUUUUCUGCGGCCGUCGUGGACAUUCUGUCCGCGAAGAUGAGUUAGGACCUCAGUUGGAUUUGGGCUUUGCCUUCACUGGGCCUUUGGAGAUUGCUGUGGUGCCAGAGACCAAACGCACGUCUUCGGCGCCUGCUGGUUCUUCAGUGCAAGGCGCUCCUCUUGGAUCAGCUGCAAUUGAGAAGGGAUGUCCUCCAGGACAACAUGCUGAAGCUGCACCGGCUGCACCUCGACCUGCUCCUGGCGCCGUUUGCUUUGCUGCAGCUCCAAAGGCAGCUGCUAAGAGAGCCCCCAGGGCAGCUGCCAAGACAGCAGGCUUGGUCGAAAGUGACAAGAAAGGCGUCUGGAUUUUGAAGCCCGCAGUGUAG